This is a messenger RNA of Neodiprion virginianus, 1515 nucleotides long. RefSeq lists its product as uncharacterized. The record is from RefSeq and is a predicted model, not a curated record. The transcript is spliced from 2 exons. The coding region runs from base 417 to 1007 and encodes 196 amino acids. Lineage: Eukaryota; Metazoa; Arthropoda; Insecta; Hymenoptera; Diprionidae.
AGGUUUGGGACGUACAGUCCGUUCACUGCAUUUUAUCUCUCAAUACAUAUAUAUAGCUAUACCACAUUACGUGAUUAGAGAAGGAUUAAUUUUGCUCGAGACUGUACUUUCACAAAACGUAGCAAGCUUUAACUCGUGAUUUAAUUACAUUUAGCUUACCAAAAUAAUAUUUUAUGAAUUAAUUGACUAUAUUAUUAUAAAAUAAUUGAUAAUUUAUUUUUAAUUUAAAUGAAAUAAUAAGUUUUUUAAUUUUAAAUAUUUUUUAAAAAGUUUGGCGUCGCAGCAAAUUUUACCGCGGUUGCGCAUGCGUCGACUGUUCUAUUCGUGUUGGUGAUGUGUCUGUGUGUAUGGUAACAUGUAAUGCUAUUCAGACAGUGAUAUUUACACAAAUAAAAUUUUUGAAGAAUAAAUAAAAAAUGAGUGACGGAGAAAAGCGUGAUUAUUGGAAAGGAAAGCGAGUGAACGAAAAAAUUUACAACCUACGUAUUUCUCAACGCAAGAACGGACAGAAAAGAAAGAAAACAUGCUAUCUAACCUCUCAGUUGUCUGACAUUGUACCAGGAAGGAGAAUAAUAGAAGUUUGUCAUUUCCUAAAACAACUAAAAUGCGUACAUUGCAAGGCAUUGCUGGAUUUGGAAGAAAAUCUUAAAAGAGAAGAACGACGUGGCUUGGGUUCGACUUGGCAUGUAUUGUGUACAGCUUGCAAUAUUUUAAACAAAGUUACUACUGACAAGCAACAUCCAGAUGCAACGACUAAAAGGCAACGUUUCGAUAUAAAUUCCAAGAUUGCAAUAGGCGCACUUCACUCUGGGAUUGGAGCAACUCAUCUCAAUAAAAUGUUCGCCUCUGCUAAUAUACCUUCAAUUGAUUCCAAAACUUUCAAGACACAUGAAAAUGAAAUGGGAACAGCUGUUGAAGAAGUGGCUAAAGAAAGUUGUCAUAAAUGGGCUGAAGUUGAACGUAAAAUGACGAUUGAAAAUUCAGAUAAGAUUCAACAGUCAUUGUAAGCAUUGUCAGUUUAGAUGUUUUUAUGUUGUAAAAAAUUGGUACUCGAUUGUACAGUCAAUACUUAGAUGAUCGAGGAUUUUAAAGUAUUGUCAUGUUGCAAAAUUGUACAGUGAGAAUUGUUAGAUUUUAAAAUUGUAAAUAAGGAUUUAAAUCGAAGUUAUGAAUUCAAAACCGUCAUAAUUUGUAAAUAUUAUACUCAAAAUUAAUGAACAGGAAGUAAAACAUUCUUUUUUACUUGGUGUUAAUGAAAUUAAUUUAAUUAAAUCGAUCAUUAAAAUAUUUUUACAAUAAUUUUACACUUUUUACAUAAUUUUUUUGUAUUCUAAAUUUUUACAACGACUGAAUAAAAGAAUCAAUUACCUCCAACAAAUUUUUUAUCUAUUAAUAUUUAUCUAAUUCAACUUUUUCCCGUUUCCAUCCCGUAACUUUUCUUUUCUUUCUACUGUUAUUGUAGACCAGAAAGUGCACCGUCUAAUUUUAUAUUACCAGAGUGGAAUACAGGAUUGU